Molecule: messenger RNA, 2841 nt
Organism: Myripristis murdjan (pinecone soldierfish)
Lineage: Eukaryota; Metazoa; Chordata; Actinopteri; Holocentriformes; Holocentridae
Gene: dhx32b
Product: DEAH (Asp-Glu-Ala-His) box polypeptide 32b
Exons: 11
Coding region: 172-2415 (747 amino acids)
Cellular component (GO): spliceosomal complex; intracellular anatomical structure
Molecular function (GO): helicase activity; RNA binding
Source: RefSeq, a predicted model, not a curated record
ACACUCGGGCCGGCCGCCUAGCGAGCCUUUCAUUUGCCUUCAUUUGCACAGGCUGCUCCUGCACUGCCUGCUUGUCCAGCAGUUUCCUGAGGACUAUGGAGGUAUUCAAACUGCACUUCAUUCCUGUGGAUCAGCAAGUGUAGCCCACAGCACCUGGUGUAUCACUUGGAGAUGGCGCAGGAUAUUACCAAUGCAACCGGCGAGGAGUAUCUGGAGGAGAAAUUACCCUGCGAUUCAGACACAGAAGCUAUAAAUCUAGGAGCUGUGGCAUAUGAUGACGUUUUGGAGAUUAAUCAGUUUGAUGGGCUGCCUUAUUCCUCCAGGUUUUAUAAAUUGCUGAAGGAAAGGAAAGAGUUGCCAGUUUGGAAAGCAAAGUGUGAAUUCAUGGACACUUUGGUCAAUGGACAGUUUGUCAUUGUCAGUGGCACUGCCAAAACAGGGAGGAGUUCUCAAAUUCCACAGUGGUGUGCCGAGUUCUGUCUGUCGGUCCAGUACCAGCAUGGCAUGGUGGUUUGCACUCAGAUUCAUGGGCAGCAGACGGUAGAUCUUGCCUUACGAGUGGCCGAUGAGAUGGACGUCAACAUUGGCCAUGAAGUGGGUUACAGCAUCCCCCUGAAAAUGUGCUGCUCCAGUGACACAGUCCUCAGGUACUGUACAGACGACAUGCUGCUGAGGGAGAUGAUGUCGGACCCCCUGCUGGAGCGCUACGGUGUGGUGGUGGUGGACCAGGCCCACCAGAGGACCGUGGCGACCGAUGUUCUCCUGGCCCUGCUCAAGGACAUCGCCCUGCAGAGGCCCGAGCUCCGCGUGGUGCUCCUCACCGCCACCCAGCCCGGCCCCAAGCUGCUGGCCCAUUACUCCAACUCGGCCUCCGCCUCCACAGUCCCUCAGAUCCAGCUGGAGAGCCCGGGCGCGGGGGAGGUGUUGUACAGCAGCAGCGAUGACAGCAGCGGUCACAAGGGCUACUUCUGCUCUGCCCUGCGUCUGGUGCUGGAGAUCCACCGCUCCCAGGAGCCCGGAGACAUUGUGGUGUUUUUAGUCACAGCGCAGGAAAUAGAUCUUGCGUGUGACAUCCUGUGUCAUGAGGGGCACAGCUUGCCCCCUGCCCUGGGUGAGCUCCUGCCCAUCGCCGUGCACCCUGGCCACAAAGGAGGUCUGCCCACCCAGGGAGAGGAGGGAACAGUCAGGAGAGUUUUCCUCACCUCCAGUCCAAAUGAAGACUUUUUUUGGGCUGUUGGCUCGAUACGUUUCGUCAUUGAUGCAGGCCUCCAGAAAAAAUGUGUGUACAACCCCAGAAUCAGGACAAACUCAGCUGUCAUUCAGCCAAUCAGCAUAGGCCAAGCCAAAUGUCGCAAACAACUAGCAGGUCCAGCAGGCAAGUGCUUCUGUCUGUACCCAGAAGACAGGCUGCUGCCCAAUGAGAUCCACCCGUGCAUCCUGGAGUCUGACAUCGCCUCCACCGUGCUUUUCCUCAAGAGGAUGGAGAUCGCUGGGCUGGGCCACUGCGACUUCAUCGACAGACCGGAUCCAGAGGGCCUGAUGCAGGCUCUGGAGGAACUGGACUACCUAGCAGCCCUGGAUGAUGACGGCAAUCUGUCUGAGAUGGGCAUCAUCAUGUCUGAGUUCCCUCUGGAGCCGCAAAUGGCCAAAACCCUGCUGGCCUCCUGCGAGUUUGACUGUGUCAACGAAGUGGUGACCAUCGCUGCCAUGCUAACAGCGCCGAGUUGCUUUGUGGUUCCCUCUGUGGAGCUGAGGCCAGAGGCGGCCCAGUGCCACAUGAAGUUCCAGCACCCUGAAGGAGACCACUUCACCCUCAUCAACAUCUACAAAGCCUUUAAACAGAGCCAGCUGGAUCCAUGUUUCAGUGUGGAAAAGUGGUGUGAGGAGUUUUACCUGGACCACGCUGCUCUGCUGGUGGCUGACGCCCUCCACACCGAGCUCACCAACAUCCUGAGGAGGAUCGAGUUGCCCGUCUCCGUGCCCGCCUUCGGGUCCCGCAUCAACACCUUCAACAUUAAGAGAGCCCUGCUGGCAGGUUUCUUCAUGCAGGUGGCGCGGGAUGUGGACGGAUCAGGGAACUACUUCAUUCUGACCCACAAACAUGUGGCACAGAUCCAUCCUCUGUCUGGAUAUGGUGCCAAGACGCCCAAACUAGGUCUGCCAGAGUGGGUCCUGUUCCACGAGUACACCUUCUCUGAGGACAACUGCCUCCGCACCGUCUCCCACAUAUCACCAGAUGAGUUCAUUCAGAUGGCACCGCAGUAUUUCUUCUACAAUCUCCCUCCCAGUGAGAGUAAAGGCAUCCUCCAGAACAUUUUGGACCGUGGAGUGUCCCGCUGCCAAGAGAAGAAACCUGCAUCCUUGGAAAGUGAAGCCCAAGGGGACCAGACAUACGAUCGCUGUGUGAUACAGUGACUGACGCUUUGUGGAAUGAAAAAUGUACAAUCUAUUGCAUUUUUUUUCUUUUAAGAGUUAUUUCCUUUCCCAUUCAUCUCUGACACACAUCGGUAUUAUCUUCGUGCCCCUUGCCCCUUGUCUAUGUCAAGAUAUCAUGCUUCGUAUUUAACUUUAAAUAGAUAUUUAAGUAUUAAAACCGCAUUAAUAUAUGGAUGAAAAACUGUAAUUGCUGUUCCCGUUUGAAUUGUCACUGUGCUACUACUAAUGAAUUAGGAUCUGUACUUACUCCUUCUUGUCAGUGGAAAAUGAGAGAAUCUUACAUUGCCAAUUCCUUUUUGUUUCUUUAGGAUGUGCACUGAAAUGUUAAAUACACAUUAAAAAUGUGUAUUUAUCCAGGUUUAUGCUGUUUCUACUAGCUUCACAAUACAAAAAAAUUACAUCACA